GCAAGAUACGCGGUGGCAUCUUCCCGCAGGAGGAGGUUUGAUACCGCUCCGCCGGGGGCUGCACGGACACGCAGGAGGGGAGCCUUUUAGCAGAUAAUUAACGAAUAAACCCACAACAGGGGCAGCGCUACCUCAGGACCGCGCCGUCCCCCGGAGCAGCGCGCCCGGGCGUGCGGUGCGGUACGGCACGGCGCGGCUGUUGCGACAGGCGGGCCGUCGCCCUGGUGACGGGGCGGGAGGCCGCGGUCCGUUCCGUCAUCCGCGGCUUGGCAGAGGGUCCGGAGGGGGAAAAGCCGCGUCCAUGGAGAAGUACCAAGUGCUGGGCCUCGUGGGGGAAGGCAGCUACGGGGUGGUGGCCAAGUGCAGAAACAAGGAGAGCGGGCAGAUCGUUGCCAUCAAGAAGUUCUUGGAGAGCGAGGAUGACGCGGUGGUGAGGAAGAUCGCCGUGAGGGAGAUCAAGCUGCUGAAGCAACUCAGGCAUGAGAAUCUCGUGAACCUGCUGGAAGUGUGUAAAAAGAAGAAACGGUGGUACCUGGUGUUUGAAUUUGUGGACCACACAGUGCUUGAUGACUUGGAGGCAUUUCCCAAUGGACUAGACUGCAACAGAGUUCGGAAAUACCUAUUUCAGAUCAUGAGAGGAAUAGCAUUUUGCCACAGUCAUAACAUAAUCCAUCGGGAUAUUAAGCCAGAGAACAUAUUAGUUUCUCAGUCAGGAGUUGUAAAACUCUGUGACUUUGGAUUUGCCCGGACCUUAGCAGCUUCUGGCGAAGCUUACACAGACUAUGUGGCAACCCGCUGGUACAGAGCUCCAGAGCUGCUGGUGGGAGACAUCAAGUAUGGCAAGGCUGUGGAUGUGUGGGCUAUUGGCUCUCUGGUAACAGAAAUGCUCACAGGAGAGCCCCUUUUCCCAGGAGAUUCAGACAUUGACCAGCUCUACCAUAUCACUGAGUGCCUGGGUAAUUUAAUUCCAAGACACCAAGAGUUACUCUAUAAAAAUCCCCUCUUUGCUGGCAUGAGGUUGCCUGAAGUGAAGGAGGCCAGAUCUCUGGACAAACGCUAUCCCAAGCUCCCUGCUGCAGUGCUAGAUUUAGCCAAGAAGUGUUUGCAGAUUGACCCAGACAAAAGACCAUCCUGUGCUGAACUCUUGGAGUGCGAUUUCUUCAACAAGGAUGGAUUUGCUGAAAGAUUUACUCAGGAGCUUAAAUUAAAGAUUCAGAAAGAUGCCCGAGACCAUCAAUUACAAAAAAAAUCAAAAAUCAGCAAAAGGGACAAAGAUGAUGGCUUAGAAGAGAGAAAAAUCCUUGGUGUCCAGGAUUUCAGCAUUGAGCCAAAGAGCAGAGAUGCAAAGCUGUUCAAGGCGAAGCACUCGAAAGCUGGUGCAGAGAGAGCAGACCGAUCCUCCAACCUGAGCAUCCUGUACGACAGUGCGAUCAACCCUUUUAAAAUAAGCUCUCGAACCAGCCUCAAAGAUUCCAGCAGCAGCUUGGACUAUGUCAAGAACACAGGCAUAGUUAUCCCUCCCAUCAACCAGAACGUUUCUCCCACUGCAGUUGGGAUGGGUCCUUUGCCUGGGAACCUUAGUUACAGAGCUGACGAAAAGAGUAAAAAACACUUGAACCCGUUUCUAAGGCAGCGGAAGCAUUCUCCAGCAGGCCAUUACAGUGUAAGCUUGACCUCGGUUGCUAAUGAAAAAAACAUCCUUCAGGCAAAUAGGAGAAAAUGGGACUUCUCCAAGACAGAUGUGCAUUUGCCAGAGCUAAAUCAUCUGCCUGAGCUGAGAGGAGGGGAAGCUUGGCAUCCCAGAUAUCUGAAAAAGGAAAAUAAAACCAUUUCAGAGUCCCGUGUCCCCUCCCUUGCUGCUAUUGACCUCCAUACCCCAAGUCUGGCCUCACAACAGCUGUCAGGGACUUUGAUGCCUGAGGCAUCAGAAGGCAGCUUCCCCAGAGUUGAGCACCAGCCUCAUGGAGAAGAUCACAGCUGCCUGUAAAAGGUGGCUGAAAGGGUGGGAACAGUCCACCUGAGUUACCAGUGCUAAGGCUGUGAGUUCUCUGAGGAGGGAGGAGGAUCCCUCACCCUCCCGCCAGGGCUGCUAUGGAAGGGGCUCGGGCACAGCCCCAGGGCAGGGCUCGCACUGCCAUUGCUGCUGGAUUUCUUGCACAUAAAACAGCUCCUGAAAUGUUGACUUUUGGGUCUUGUCUGAGAAAAAUAGUGGCUUUUGGUGCAUGACAAAGGUAGACACUGGUUUGGAGGAUUUUCGGAGGAAGCCGCGCUUUCUUUUGUUGAACUGCUGCCCUUUUGGGGCUUUCCUUUUUAAAUGAGUAGUGAAGAGAGUGGACAGCUGCAAAACUUGCCUCAGUGGGCUACCAAAUCUGUGCUGGAAAACACCUUGGUCUACUGACAAAAAUGUCAGUAAAGAAAACAUUUGUGCAAGAAAAACAACGUUUAAAUGUGUAAGUGUUCCCAGCUGUUCCUUUGAAACCCUUGCUAACGCUCGGCUGUGUGUGUGACCUGGUGUUCAGCUCCUUUUAUCCCCACGUGUUCAUUUGGGUGCUUGUCUUUUGGGUGUUUAAAUGGGCAGGUUGACUGCUCUUAGUGGUGAAGGAAGAAUAUCAGUGUGAAUUGACACACCAGCAAGCAGUGUGCGAGCUGGGUUGCUAGUGACAUGGGAAAUGGCCUGUGUGAGUGCUCAGUAGCUCAAUGAAGUGCUCAAUCCCUUGAAGGAACAUGGCAUUUAAGUGUAGAUCCCCACAUAGCAGGUUGUGGGGAGAGAGAGACGCCAUCACUUUUGUCUUGGGGCUGUUAGGAGACUAUUUUUGCUUAACUGCCUAUAGUCAGGUCUGCAGUGUCCCUGCGUUGCUCACAACUCUGUUUUCAGCUGUCACAGCUCAUCCCACUGAACGGUGUAGUUGAUUUUGGAACUUUAAUUGUCUUUCCCCAAAAGACAGCCUCUCCCAUCAAUGUGGAAUAUGCUAUGGGUGUCAUCGUCUUUAGAGCUUUGUGACUAUCCUGUGCGUUGACAUGUACAUUAAAAUUUGUAAAUAAAAGGAUAUUUAAAUCCCAAA
Molecule: messenger RNA, 3062 nt
Organism: Strigops habroptila (Kakapo)
Lineage: Eukaryota; Metazoa; Chordata; Aves; Psittaciformes; Psittacidae
Gene: CDKL2
Product: cyclin dependent kinase like 2
Exons: 13
Coding region: 302-1987 (561 amino acids)
Biological process (GO): intracellular signal transduction; protein phosphorylation
Cellular component (GO): nucleus; cytoplasm
Molecular function (GO): MAP kinase activity; cyclin-dependent protein serine/threonine kinase activity; ATP binding
Source: RefSeq, a predicted model, not a curated record